AUGCACUCCGAGAUGCUGUCUUGUGUCUCUUGUGUCUACAAGAGUCUGUACGAUGUGCUGUGUACCCGUGUGAUCUGGGACGAUGAGAACCAUUGCCGCUGCGCCUGGACAUCCGCGGUCCCCUCCCAGAUCUCUACCAUCUCCACAAUGACCGCCGAGAUUGAGGUGCUUUUCCUGAAGCAGAACAUGGCUCCCAGCAAGCUCCAAGGCAAGCCUCGGAAGCUGCAGUGCGAGUGCAGCCAGGAGCCGUAUGUGUGCCGCUGGCUCCGCUACGACGAGGAGGAGGAGCAGUUCAAGGAGCACCGAGUUCCGUUCCCUCCCAUCGAGCCUGCUUACGAUGAGGGGGCUGGGGAGGAGGAGCACCACGGGGAGAGGCUGUCGGCCACCGGCAUUGAGGACCACGACACUGACUACUGUUGGCUGGCUCCGUUCCGCGACUGGCCCCGGGUGGGCGAGGAGCCGGUGGAUGAGCCGGAGGAGGAGGCAAGCAUGACCCCCAACUCCGAAGAGGAGGAGGCGCUCUUCCAGUGCCGCUGCACCUGCGAGAUCAAGCAGCGCGCCUUCCCUCAUCUCUUCACCUACUUGGCUCCCUUCAAGCCGAUCAAGCCCGUGGUUGAGGAGGUGCCUUCCGCCAAGGAUCCAGAGAAGUGCGAAGAGGAAGAAGGCACUGAGGACUUGUUGGCGAAGCCUCCGCCCUGCGGUGUCUCCCUGGCCACCUACCACUGCUGGUUGAAGCCGACACCCCCUCCAAGCGAUCCCGAGUCCGUUACAGAGGAACAGCCACAUAUCGCAGUGCUGGCCCAGGGUGCGAAGCCCAAAGUAGCUGGAAUUUCUAUGGAUGUCACCGUCAAGGGGCAGCACCACCAAAAAGGAAGCGAUGUGGCCAAACCAUCAGGGCCAGCGCCCGCAUCAAAGUCUCGGAGGUCUACCACGAAAACACCCAAUUUAAGGAUUAGUAUGCCAGCCCAAGCUGCAGCUCCUAAGGCACCGCCAAAGCCCGCUCCUACGGCUGUUCCCGCUCCAGCUCUAGCUCCAGCUCCGGUCGCCACUCCUCCAGCGGCCAAGCCCCCGCCAACUCAGGCUCCGGCUCAGGUAAACCAAGAGGAGAAGCUCACAGAGGAGGACAUUUUGAAUAUCAUUGGACUGUAG
Drosophila miranda is the source of this 1149-nucleotide messenger RNA. Its product is annotated as proline-, glutamic acid- and leucine-rich protein 1-like. The transcript is spliced from 3 exons. The coding region runs from base 1 to 1149 and encodes 382 amino acids. NCBI's taxonomy places the organism in Eukaryota, Metazoa, Arthropoda, Insecta, Diptera, Drosophilidae. The record is from RefSeq and is a predicted model, not a curated record.